Chenopodium quinoa (quinoa) is the source of this 1677-nucleotide messenger RNA. RefSeq names its product B2 protein-like. The transcript has 5 exons. NCBI's taxonomy places the organism in Eukaryota, Viridiplantae, Streptophyta, Magnoliopsida, Caryophyllales, Amaranthaceae. The record is from RefSeq and is a predicted model, not a curated record. Gene Ontology annotation, biological process: response to endoplasmic reticulum stress. Bases 199 to 1257 code for a protein of 352 amino acids.
UAUCUCACUGAUUUUCCUUGAACUUUCCUCAAAAAACAACUUUUUCUCUCUCUAUAUAUAACCCCUUUUUCCAUCUUCCCCCAUUUCUUAACUCUCUCUUAAAUCAUACACCAAAAUCAAACCCACAAUUUUAUUUUCAAAUUUUUUAAUUAAUUAACCCUUUUUUUUCAAUUUUCUCAGAGACAUUUCGUCGAACACAUGGAGAGCAAUAAUCAACAAUCAUUUUUUCAAUUCAGCGAUGAACUUCGUGUUCACACCUCAAAUUUAGCCAAUCUUUCUCUCAACGAUUCAAUCUGGAGCGUCAAUUCUUACCCCACUAAGAAAACAGAGGAUCGCCGGAAUUUCGAUAUUCGGGUCGGUGGAAAUCUCGAGCCCAACCCCAAGCCCAAGGGUAAUUUCGUCAAUAACAACAACACCCCUCUUCCUAACAACUCCGAUUUCAACUCCUUCAACGAUGGUUGGAAGCUCGGGUCGGGUAUCAAUCUCAACGGCGGGUUCAACAAAGGGAUUUACUCAAAGGGUAGUAUUGGAAAUAUCAAUAAUCAGAAUGAUCAAUUUUUGAGGAAUUUUAAUGUUAAUGUUAAUAGUAUUAACAAUAACAAUAAUGUUAUUAAAAAUAAUAAUAAUGUUGGAUUAAAGGGGCACAAGAAUGUGAGUUUGAAAGGGGAUGAUAUUAUUGGUCAAAAUCAUGUGAUCGGAGGAGGGAAAGGGAAGAAGAACAAAGAGGUAAAAAAGGAGAAUAACAGCGGUAAUAAUAAGGAUAGUAACAGUAAUAAUGGUGACAGUAAAAGUGGGGUUGAUAAGAGGUUUAAGACUUUACCUCCUUCUGAAGCACUUCCGAGAAAUGAAACUGUUGGUGGUUAUAUCUUUGUUUGCAAUAAUGAUACUAUGGAGGAGAAUCUCAAGAGGCAUCUUUUUGGUUUGCCACCACGUUACCGCGAUUCAGUGAGGCAGAUAACUCCAGGGCUACCCCUCUUUCUGUACAACUACUCUACCCAUCAGCUUCAUGGUAUAUAUGAGGCUGCAAGUUUUGGAGGGACUAACAUUGAUCCAUCAGCCUGGGAGGACAAAAAGAACCCUGGCGAAUCUCGGUUUCCUGCUCAGGUGAGAGUUCAGUCUAGGAAACUUUGUGAGCCUUUGGAUGAGGAUGCUUUCAGGCCAAUCCUUCAUCACUAUGACGGUCCCAAGUUCCGCCUUGAGUUAAGCGUUCCAGAGGCUCUUUCCCUUCUGGAUAUUUUUGACGAGACUAAGGCUUGAGAAAACACAACCCUUGUUCAGGGGCGUCUAUACAGCACACAUCAUACAAUUCUACAAAGUAUUAGCGACCAAACUAAGUAGACAGAUAGUAAUACGGUGUGGUGAGUAUGAAGACCGAAGGACACAUACUAUCAGAGACAGAAAGUUUGUUUAUAUAUAUACUUGUAGUAUAUAUGGUAAAUGACUGUGACAUACGUUUUGUAAAAUUGGCGUAGAUAUGUCACUGGUCUGUAUGACUUCCUAUUUAUGGAAAUAAGUACGAAGUAUAUGAAUGAUGAUACGAGCUGCUGCGAGUAAUGAUUUUCAUGGAGCCUAGCUUACCACAAAGUGGGUGGUGCUGGUGCUGUUAUUGUACUAACCUAUCUAUAAGUGGAAUUUUAUGGUUAUGAGUGAUAUUUGGUAUAUGCCGUUUUAAAGAUA